UGGGUAAAAGGACAAUAAUAUUGGCAAAUCGAUUCGAAACUGGAGCCCCUCCUUCUGCAGAAUCGAAUGUCUUCAGCGAAUGGAUUCAAGAAUUGCCUAAGCCAAUCAGGCGAGUUUCUGCCAAUACAAACGUUUGAUAUAUAUAGUUCAUUCAGUCCCUCCACAUUGGGCAAAACCAGAUGCUAUAUAUACUAAUUGUUGUAUCGUGUAUAGUUGUACAAGCUUGUUAAAUUCAAUCAAAUGCGUUCAAAUGCUAAUCUUUUGGCGAAAGGUCGGUCUCCCAAGUUAAAAAUAAACGUGGGGGAAAUGCAUGCACAAUACGUACCAGGUUGUGGAUUUGGUGUGAAUAAGCAGGCAUUCGCAUUUGUCGUCCAAAAUUGUUUGGCCAACAAUGAUCGUGCGGUCGACCUCUGUGAAUUCGAUGUACAAAAUGUUGAUGGAGGUACCCUCCAGUAUAUUUCGAAUGAUAUUUCCCAAAGUAUGACAGAAAAAAAGAUGCCGAUUUGGCACUUAUUAUUCGGACACAUGUCCUGGCUCUACAUUUUUGAUAGUCUUGGAAUUUUCAGGAAAAAUUGGAGGCAUCCAGAUAUUUCACGACAAACUUAUGGUGUAAAAUAUUAUACCCGUACAUGACUUUGGGAGCUUGGAGAAACAGAAUAUCACUUGUGGCAUCCCAAAAAGCCCUUAACGAUUUCCACUAACGUUACAGUAUAGAAAGUAAUAUCCAGUAUUGUGCUUUUCAGUGAAAUUUGCCUAUUUUGGGGUAUUGAUGCCAACUAAUCGAGAAAAGGAGUAUGAUUGGCUACAAAGAACGAAGGUUGCGAUUUGAUUGGCUAA
This is a messenger RNA of Aphanomyces astaci, 837 nucleotides long. RefSeq lists its product as hypothetical. The transcript has a single exon. NCBI's taxonomy places the organism in Eukaryota, Oomycota, Saprolegniomycetes, Saprolegniales, Verrucalvaceae. Bases 241 to 633 code for a protein of 130 amino acids. The record is from RefSeq and is a predicted model, not a curated record.